AUGUACCAACUGGCAGAUGAUCAAGAUCCACCCAUCUCCUUCAGUGACUCUGGACGAGGAGAACCAACCAAGACUAGUAUGCAGAAACCCAUGGAGGCGCCUACGACAGUCUCGGAUUCUUGUGCCCAAGAGAGCCCGCAAGUCCAUUCCGCAAUGCCGACUGUGUUUCGCGGCUUUAUCUGUCCACUAGGACUCCAAUCCUCCUUUAUGGACGGCCUGGCCAUCUCGGAGCGCAUUGGGCUAACCGGUUUGUGCUGCCUCAACGAGUUGGUUGGUGCCCUCUACUGGGCUUUCAGUCCCUCGCGAGCCUGGCAAUGGACGCCUCCCGCGAAUCCGGCAACAAUUGCGGUAGACGAGGUUACAGCGAAGAUAAUGAAUAUGGAUGAAAAGGGAGCCUCAUCGGUCAGCGCCACCUUCGCGACUGCAUCUGAACGUCUUCCGGGACGACUGCAGAGGCUGGCAAAUUCCUCCGAUGAGGCUGCACAUUCCUUUGUAAGGGUUAAUCUUCCCCAUUCCUGCUUUCUAUCUGCGUCCCUGUGGCACUUGAACCAGUCCAACACUGCCUAUAGUCAUUCAGCUUUCGCAACGAGUGAUCGAGUCGAUUCGCCUCACCUCGGAGAACCUUCGAAAGGCGGCACAACAACAGAAGAGGCCUCAUCCGACCUACACACUGUGGGUGAGCAUAGUCCAGAGAGUACAUCUGCAACGGGACCAACUUCCGCUUCUCCCAAACCACCAGUGCUUCCGCGGCGACGAUGGAUGUUAGGAAGACGCAAAACAGUUAGUGGUGCACCGACAUCAGACGUGGCUAGAGCGUUUGCCAUAAAUGGCUUACUAGCUUCAGCAGACACUUCCGGUGACAGUUCUCUUAGCGGUCAGCAAUUGCUGCUCCAAUCCUCGUCUUCAACACCACCACACUCGCCCAAGCCGCCCGUCAGGCAGCUGCAUGAUCAGCUCUUUCAAAAGGCUUUGACGUCUUCCCACAAGCUUCCAGCACCUCAACCUCCCCAAUCAUCUCGACCUCAACAUUUGCCCUCUCAGCCAUCCUCAAAUGAUUCCCCAUUGUUGGUCAACCAAGCGGCAGUCAUGGAUUUGGCUACUACCAUAAGGUCUCCUUGUUCAGAUAAACCCGAACCACCAGUCCGAAAUCAGCGAAGCCGAGUCUGCCACCCGAUCGGUCGUAUGGCGCCACAGUCUCAACAGCCGGCCGAUAGACUCUUCCAGGUUAUAACAGUUGACCCCAAGCAGAUGGCAUCACCCUCUCUUAAUCCAGCUUCUCCUUCCCAAUUCAAACGAAAACGAGACCGCCUCCAGCAUCCAAGAAACUCUCAUCUUCCAAGGCAUCUUCAACGCUAUAAUCACCUUCAGUCUCCCCCUCCUCGCCACGGUUGGCGUCCUGUUGCACUCCGCGGUCCCGGUGCACAAUAUAAUCGGGAUCGUGUUGCAUCAUCCAAGUCUUCAAAGGCAUCGACUGACGUCAACCUUUCUGGAGCCAAUGACGGACUGGUAGUGGGAGGCGAUAUGGUGAGUAGAGGAAUUAAACAGGAGACUGUGGAUCCCAUUAGUGUUGAAGAGGGUGGUCUACUGUUACGUGUUUUAGUCGUGGAUGAACGUGUCAGUCGUCUGGUUGAAGAAUUCUAUCCUAUUCGCCUCAAUCUGACUGCCAAGGAGCUCUAUCUUCACUUUGUGCCAUUCUUCUGUAUUGGAACAAAAUUCACAGCAAUAGAUUUUGCUAAAUUUUGA
Molecule: messenger RNA, 1743 nt
Organism: Protopolystoma xenopodis
Lineage: Eukaryota; Metazoa; Platyhelminthes; Monogenea; Polystomatidea; Polystomatidae
Source: the annotation of a GenBank genome assembly